AUGUCUUCGAAAGUGUGGCUCAUAACUGGCACGAGCUCCGGAAUAGGCCUUGCCCUUGCUCAGCAUGUCCUUGCCCAGGGGGACAAGGUUAUCGCCACUGUCAGGUCCAUGUCCAAAUACCCCCAGGAACUGAAGGGUGCGGAACCCCUCGUCCUCGAUCUCGGCGCCCCCGACUCUGAGAUCCGCAAGGUUGGCGAGGCGGCAUUGAAGGUAUAUGGUCAUGUCGACGUUUUGGUCAACAACGCUGGCUAUGGCCUCUCUGGGCCAGUAGAGGAAUUGAAUAUGAAAGACGUACGAGCGCAGUUCCAGACGAAUGUGUUCGGCACGAUUGUCCUGACGCAGUCCCUGCUGCCCUAUUUCCGAGCACGGAAGACAGGCCACAUUUUCAAUCUGACCUCCGUCGCGGCUUAUUGGAACUACCCGGGCUGGGGAGCGUAUGUCGCGUCCAAGGCUGCGCUCGACGCGUUCUCCGAGUCACUCAGUCGGGAGGUCGAGCCGUAUAACAUUCGCGUCAUCGUCAUCCUCCCUGGAUAUUUUCCUACCAAAUUCUUCACUGAGACACGGUCGGCCGAGCAGUUGACCACGGUGUACACGGACCCGACGCAAGGAUACAAGACGCGCGAAAUGAUCCCGCAGGGGCGCCAUGAAGGUGGACAGGUCGGCGACGUGGACAAGUUCGCCCAACGGACGUACGAAAUCGUGUACGGCACGGGAAUGGCGAAGGGGUUGGUGGAGAGCCAGGGUGGAAAACGGGAGUGGAUGCGUCUGCCGAUGGGCACUGAUUGUGGCGAGCUGAUGCUUGCUAAGAUCAACAUUGUGAAGGAGAAUGUUGAGUCGUUCGAGCCGAUAUGGAGGUCGACGGAUGUGGAGCGGGAGAGACUGAAUGAUUUCGCCCAAGGAUGA
This is a messenger RNA of Sparassis crispa, 903 nucleotides long. Its product is annotated as NADP-dependent 3-hydroxy acid dehydrogenase. Bases 1 to 903 code for a protein of 300 amino acids. The record is from RefSeq and is a predicted model, not a curated record. Gene Ontology annotation, molecular function: oxidoreductase activity. The transcript is spliced from 3 exons. NCBI's taxonomy places the organism in Eukaryota, Fungi, Basidiomycota, Agaricomycetes, Polyporales, Sparassidaceae.